Messenger RNA from Euleptes europaea (tarantolino), 578 nucleotides. Its product is annotated as cytochrome c oxidase assembly factor 8. Lineage: Eukaryota; Metazoa; Chordata; Lepidosauria; Squamata; Sphaerodactylidae. Gene Ontology annotation, biological process: intrinsic apoptotic signaling pathway. Gene Ontology annotation, cellular component: mitochondrion. The record is from RefSeq and is a predicted model, not a curated record. The coding region runs from base 1 to 501 and encodes 166 amino acids. The transcript is spliced from 5 exons.
AUGGGAACUGCUGGCACCUUUCAGAUAGAUCAUGAGCUGAAGACUUCAGGUUUUUGCCCUCCUUCACAUUCUUGCCAUGAUUGGAUUGGGCCUCCCGAUCAGCGUUCAAACCUCCGGCCGGUAAUAUUUUAUGUUCCUAAACAUGAAUCUCCAUUGGAAUGCAGACUUAGAGAACUUAGACAAGAAACUCAAGCUUGGAAUCAGCAAUUUUGGGCAAACCAGAAUGUAUUGUUUAGAAAGGAAAAAGAAGAAUUUGUUCACUCGAGAUUGAAAGCCAAAGGUCUAGAACUGAGAGAUGAAAAAGGGCGGAAAGCCACACUGGAUGCCGAAGAAAUGGCUGAAUUUUACCAACUUUUUUUAAGUAAAAACUUUAAAAAGCAUCUACUUUAUAACAGGGAUUGGUACAAACGGAAUUUUACCAUCACGUUCAUCAUGGGUCAAGUGGCGUUUGAGAGAGCGUGGAGAAGACUUGGGUUGAAAAAGAUAAAAACUGAGGGCUAGUACAUUGCAUCACCAGGUACCUCUGGAAGAUGGCCUUAUUAUUACUUAGAAACUAAAUAGCAACAAUGGCUGUUCUC